This is a messenger RNA of Caenorhabditis briggsae, 978 nucleotides long. The transcript is spliced from 3 exons. NCBI's taxonomy places the organism in Eukaryota, Metazoa, Nematoda, Chromadorea, Rhabditida, Rhabditidae. Gene Ontology annotation, biological process: regulation of DNA-templated transcription. Gene Ontology annotation, molecular function: sequence-specific DNA binding; DNA-binding transcription factor activity; zinc ion binding. The record is from RefSeq and is a predicted model, not a curated record. Bases 1 to 978 code for a protein of 325 amino acids.
AUGUCACCUCGCGUCUCAUUGGUUUCCAGACCCUGUUCGAUUUGUAACAACUUGACCGACGAAUUUAAUUAUGGAGUUAUCAGCUGCAAUCCGUGCAAAAUGGUAUUUCGUAGAGUAAUGAAGUUUGAAACUAAGUUCGAUCAUUGUCUCUGUGGAAACAAAAAAUCCACAAGCUGUCGUUGCUGCAGAUUCAGUGCUUGCAUUGCUGGUGGAAUGAAAAUCAGCUGCAUCCAAAAAUACAAACAUGCGACUCUUAUACAAAACCUAAUCAAAAUGGACCACAAACGAAACAAUACGUUCUUCAAUUAUCAGAUGUGUGAAGAUCUGAGCCUGGAUCAACUGAUGAUCUCUGGAGUUCCCAAAAUCAAGGAUCAAGGUGUCCGAUUCACUUCCCAUGAUUGGGUUUCGAUGGAGAUUUAUUCUACUAUUGAAUUCAUGAAAAACCUUGACCUGGUUCAUAUUCUAACCUCCAAUGAUUUGAUGAUCUUUGUGAAGAAUGCCCAUUUCAAGUGUGCCAUCUUCUUCAUUGCUGUUCGAUCCUAUAUGGCGAAAAUGGAAUUUAUGACAUUCCCAGAUAAUGUCGAUGUUUUUCCAGAGGAAAUAUCAAAUGUUCCUGAUUACUCUCCAAAACUUCUCAAUAGAAUUCGUACUCUUCUCAUCUCGAAAUUUCGUGAAUUCGAUGUCUCAAUAGAGGAACUUCUUUUGGUUGUUACAAUAAUCAUCUGUGAUCCAAGUGUUGCUGGUCUUUCGGAAUUCUCGAUGAAUGUAAUAAGUCAGUACCAAAGAAUCUACAGUUCUGCUCUUCAAGCCAUCUGUCAAAAUAAGUGUAAAGCAUCAUGGCCAACCAGAUUCACAAAUCUUCUAUUCUUGUCGAAUAUUCUCACAAAAACCAUCAAGGAUCUUGAUGAUGUCGUUGUUCUGUUCAAAUAUCAUCAACCAGCCCUCCCAUUGAGAAAACUUGUCAAAGAUUCAUUUUAA